Fusarium pseudograminearum CS3096 is the source of this 384-nucleotide messenger RNA. RefSeq lists its product as uncharacterized. Bases 1 to 384 code for a protein of 127 amino acids. The transcript has 3 exons. Lineage: Eukaryota; Fungi; Ascomycota; Sordariomycetes; Hypocreales; Nectriaceae. The record is from RefSeq and is a predicted model, not a curated record.
AUGGCACGAAGAAACGCGGGCAACCAUUCGGACAAUGAGGAAAGCGACCCUGGCGCAAUCGGUAUACAAGCCCAACACCAACUUGUUCAGCUCAAGAAAGAACGAAAUGACCGCAUGUCUGAGAUCGUGCAAGAGACAGCCACCGAGAUGGCAGACUUGCGCUCUCGCGCUGUUGCAUUUCAACAAGACCGACGCACUGCAGAACUCGAAGUCGUUGCUUCUACUAUCACCAGGGUUAUCGAGGCUAUUGAGCGCAGGAGAGAAAUCGAACGGCAGAUGGAGACACUCGUCAAUCAAGUUGCCUUUUCAACCCAGGUAGUCGAGGGGAUGAUGAAGGCAGGCUUCAAAGGUAGAGAGGACAAUGCCAAGGAGACAAGAUACUAA